Dendronephthya gigantea is the source of this 1838-nucleotide messenger RNA. Its product is annotated as girdin-like. NCBI's taxonomy places the organism in Eukaryota, Metazoa, Cnidaria, Anthozoa, Malacalcyonacea, Nephtheidae. The coding region runs from base 642 to 1493 and encodes 283 amino acids. The transcript is spliced from 3 exons. The record is from RefSeq and is a predicted model, not a curated record.
UACACAUAUAUUAUAAUCAUUAUAUACCGAUAUUUCUCGCUUCGCUGACGGUCUGUAUUUUGUUACAUGUAACGCUUCACGGAACGCAAUGUAAAUAUGGGAAAUGAAAAAAUUAAAGUGAAGCAUCAAAUGAUUUGAACAAACGGAAGAAGUGCCAAUAAAAUAGUCUAAUAUUUUGUUAAAAUUUGUCUAUGCCUCUGUUGUUAUUUUACUGAUUAAUAAAUAACUGGUAUUGGAUUUCAAAAUAAAGGGAAAAGCAUGUCAUUUUAUGAUCUAAUCGUUCCCCCAACUGUUUUAAUAUUGUAAAAUUUCUUCGGACAAGAAGAAGUUUCAUACUCGAACAGAUUUUAUUACGAUUUUGGGGUGUUUUCUCUUCCUAUUUUGAUAAAAUAUUUGAAAUUUUUGUCCGCCUUCCGUGCGUAAGCAGCCAGCCGGUGCACUCUAUCGAUAUACGAGACGGUUUUUCUAAAAGAUCUUGAGCUUGCUGCUGCCAUUGGGAAAAAUUUGUUGGAAAGAAAUAAAGAACUUGAACUUUUGUUAUGCUCAACUCAGGACUAUGCAGAUGAACAAGUUCAAAAAGUCAGUUCUUAACUCGUCAACUUGAUGAUGCAAGAGAAGUCAACGAAAGUCGUGUCAAACUGAUGGAACAGAUUGAGAAGAACCACGAACAGUUGUCGCGAAGCCAUGCCAAGCUUAAACGCGAGACGAAAUCCAUUCAAGAACACAAUGAAGUUUUGACAGAAAGCUUACAAUCUUUAGUUGAAAAAUGCGACCUAUACAAAUCAGAAAUGGAAGUUUUGAAACGCGAAAACAGCCAAUUACAACGCAAGUUAUCUUCGGCAUCGCUCCCUGAAACGGCCCCUGAAAGUGACCCGAAGCCUUGUGAAAAAGUUGAAAACAACAUACAAGAUUUGUCCGUUGUUAUCAAAGAGUUAAAAUUCGAGCAAGAUUUAGAGAAAUCCAUGAGAGAGGAAUUGGAAAACGAGCUUUCGCAAUUGAUAUUUGAAAACCAAAAUUUGGAACACAAACUGCGCUUGUUUGCAAAAAGUAAUCGAAACUCUUUUGUAGAGGAACAGAAAAUGGAGCAUGUGGAGGAAAGCAAUGGCGUCGAAGAGGAUGUUCCCGACGGAGUGGAAGAAGACGGGGAUUGUUCAAAUGAAAGUUUUGUUUUGGUAGAAGAGCAAAGGAUUGAAGAACUCGACAGCGAGCCAAGCUUAGAACAAUGCGAUAUCUCGUUUCUGGAUGAAUUAGAUCAACAAUACCGAGAUUUGGUGGGAAAAUAUAAUUCUUUGGUCGAGAAGUGCAAGACCGAAGGUAUACCAUACGAAUCUCGUGAGAUGUGCACCGUGCAACGAGGGGUGCAGACCUCUCAUGAAGAGGCUGCGCUGUGUGAUAAGGAGGCGGUGGGGUGCGGGGUUGGGGCUGUACCCCAGUACAAGCAAAUGUUUGCAAGGUUGUAUGAGAAAAUUCGGGAGGGAAGGGACGACAGUUGAGGGAUUGUGGUUGAUGGAAAGGGUCGAGUGGUUGAUGCGUGUGGGUAAAUAUGACCGGGGUAAUGGUGGAUGUAAGGGGAUGGGUGUGUAUAAUUGUGGAGUGGUGAUGUUGGGAAUGGUGAAGGGUUGAUGCAAGGGGAGUUAUAGUGAUAGCAGGGGAAAGAGGAGAGAAGUAAGGAGGGUCACCAUGAUGUUGUGAGUAUUUCGAGUGAACAGACGAUAAGGAACAUGGACAAAGAAAAAACAAACUUUACAAACAAAUUGCAACAAUUUACUUAGUCGGAAUGUGAGAGAGAGAUUGAAAUUAUAUUAAUAAGGAUAAUAGAAUAGCAUAUAUAAACAAAU